Molecule: messenger RNA, 1140 nt
Organism: Aureobasidium vineae
Lineage: Eukaryota; Fungi; Ascomycota; Dothideomycetes; Dothideales; Saccotheciaceae
Source: the annotation of a GenBank genome assembly
AUGUCUUCCUUCGCUACUAACGACGACGCUGCUGGUCGGCCUUCGAUUCUGACAAACAUGACAUCGGGCAUUGAGCUAGAGGUUCUGGCUUAUGCGCCUCAAGGUGUCGACCCGAGACGCCACCUCACGAAUGCUCUGAGGAAGCCUUUUCUCCUGGAAUGCAAACGUUGCAACAAGUCUCAUGCUUGGAAGCUACCUNUUGUUGGCAACCUCGACCGCAAGAACUUUGCCCAAGGAUAUUCUUAUGCAGGCCCCGGGUCUCAAGUGUUUCUCGGAGACCUUCGCUUGCAAGUCGAGGCAAUGGCCUUGACUAUGGAAGACAAUUCUCAAGACAGUCACGCCCUUAUAACUCAACUCCUGCUGCAAUUCAAUGUUCCAGCCUGGCUCAAUAGAAUCUCUGGGUAUGACAAGAUACAAGACUUCUUGCGCGACCAUCCCAAAUGGAACGGAAGAGAGCAUGCAACCGCACGUUACCUGGCAGUCAAUCUAGAACACCUCUGGUCAAGCAGCGGAAAGAACAUGGUGGAAGUCAGGAUUAAUUCAAGUUCUGUGGAUCCCUCUGAGGUCUUCGCUUCCUAUGACUUUCUGGAAAAGCUCAUGUUAUGGCUCUCGACUCCUGGCAUUGAUCACGAUGCUAUCAUUCUCGACAUCUGGAAAGAUCCCGAGAGCACAAUUCUUGAUCAAAUCAAGCAAAUUGGCGCUUUGCAAUUCACCGUCGACUAUUACACCGACCGCUUGACUCCUGACUGGGCCGUUCGUCGCUUCUCCCGCCGAACUUCCAAUCUCGAUCGCAACGAUGCGUUCAAAGCAUUUAAGCAUGCUAUCGAGCACAAUCGCUACAAGGACUCUCGUCGUGAAGCCAUUGACGCUGAAAUCUUGCAAAAGCUUGAAGGUGGUCAUUACGGACAACUCCCCGACACCCUCUUCAAGACUCUGCCCACAGAAGUCCAAAAUCACCCCGACAGCCACACUCUCAAUAUGGGAGGUUGCGACUAUUUCCGAUGGACUGACAAAGCAAUAGCUCAUGCAAAGGCCAAUGACCCUCGUCUAUGGUCUAAUAGGUCAAAAAGAAGCAACUUUUCCGACGAGAAGUCUUCCGAGAAGAAGUCUCCUAACGAGAAGCCUUCUGAAUUUGGCUAA